UUUCUUUCUGCAUUUUAUUGUUUGGAACCAUUCAAAAUAUUUGAAAAAAGAAAAGAAAAAUCUGACAAUGACUUUUUUCUCUCUAACUUGUCUACAUCUUUACUUUAAAUGAUGCUCUUUCUGCCCUCCUCCUCAUUCACCAAGUUCAUCUCUCCAUAACCAUCUUCACACACAAGCAGAGAGAGGAGAGAAAGAGAAAGAGAAAAUAUUUCACAUGAGAUGGCAAAAAACAUAGCUUCAUGUAAUCAUGUUGAGGAUGAUUACAUUGAUAUAGAGGUCAGUUCUUCCCCAAAAUUCUUGUGUUACACCAUCAACUCUCCACCACAGAGCAGUGAGUUUGAGUUCCAAAUGUGUUCUGUUUCUCAUGACAGAGAGUCCGCAACUUCUCCUGCUGACGAACUUUUUUAUAAGGGUAAACUCCUUCCUCUUCACCUUCCUCCUCGUCUACUCAUGGUUCAAAAACUCACCACCUCUGAGAAAAAAACAAAAGAUUCAUUAGAAGAAAACUGUCUCAUUCCCUUUGUUACUACUUCUAGUACUACUGCACCUGAUACAAGUACCCCAGUUGAAUUUUGUAAUGUCUCACCUUCAGAGUCUUGCAGAGUUAGUACUGAUAUGAACCGAGAUGAAUACUUCUUUGAAUGGUCGACUGAAAUGAGUGGCUUCAUUGACGGCGGCCAGUCAAAGAAAUCUUGGACCAGAAAGCUCAAACUGAUCAAGAAAUCUUCGCUGGGUCAAAAGCUCAAAGCUUCGCGGGCAUAUCUUAUGUCUUUGUUCAGUAAGUCUGGCUGUUCGGAUGAGUUCUCUGCGAAAGCAGCCUGUGAUGUUGAGCCAGAAAAUAUUUCAAAAAGAAACACUUGUUUAAGCAAGUCCCAGUUUGGAAAAAUUGUAAAUGAUAGAUACAAGAUAUCUACUGCUUUCUCCAAGAACAUUAGAAGGGAGAUGGUUGAGAAUGGUGCUAACAUCCACAGAAGGAGCUUCUCAGGAGCAAUUCAAAGGCAUUCUACAAUGAAGUGUUUAUCUUCAUCAACAUCUUCAUCUUCGUCUGGUUCUUCUUCAUCUUCAUCGUUUUCAUUUAGUUCAAUCAGGUUUUAUGAUUUGCAGUUGCUCAAGAGGAGUAGCAGUACGAACUCAGAGAUAGAAAAUUCAAUAGAGGGAGCAAUUGCUCACUGUAAACAGUCUCAGCAGCUGUUCACUUCAAGAAAAACAACAAAUGAAGCAGGGUUUUGUUCACUAUCUACUUCAAGGAUUUCAGUCUGUGGAGACCGAGAAAGACCUGAAGUCUGCACUUGCAGCAUAUGAAUAUGGUACCAAUAAAAACCAAAAAAAAAAAAAA
This is a messenger RNA of Mangifera indica (mango), 1336 nucleotides long. RefSeq names its product probable membrane-associated kinase regulator 4. Gene Ontology annotation, molecular function: kinase inhibitor activity. Bases 220 to 1302 code for a protein of 360 amino acids. Gene Ontology annotation, cellular component: plasma membrane. Lineage: Eukaryota; Viridiplantae; Streptophyta; Magnoliopsida; Sapindales; Anacardiaceae. The record is from RefSeq and is a predicted model, not a curated record. The transcript has a single exon.